This is a messenger RNA of Gopherus flavomarginatus (Mexican gopher tortoise), 642 nucleotides long. Its product is annotated as myb/SANT-like DNA-binding domain-containing protein 2. The coding region runs from base 32 to 634 and encodes 200 amino acids. Lineage: Eukaryota; Metazoa; Chordata; Testudines; Testudinidae. The transcript is spliced from 2 exons. The record is from RefSeq and is a predicted model, not a curated record.
GACCACGCAGAGCUCAUCAGCACAGAUUGCAAUGCAGUCUCCUGAGAAUCGAAAAAGAGCUCCAGCAUGGACCGCACGGGAGGUACUGGAUCUGAUCGCUAUAUGGAGAGAGGAUUCAGUGCUAACAGAACUCCGUUCCAAAAGACGAAAUGAAAAAAUAUUUGAAAAAAUUUCCAAGGCUAUGAUGGCCAAAGGCCACACCAGGGACUCAGUGCAGUGCAGAGUGAAAGUUAAGGAGCUCAGACAAGCCUACCAGAAAACCAAAGCAGCAAACGGAAGGUCCAGGUCAGGGCCGAAAACAUGCCGCUUCUACGCUGAGGUGCAUGCAAUUUUAGGGGGCUGCGCCACCACUACCCCACCCCUGUCUGUGGAUUCCGAGGUGGGGGUGGUAAUCUCAGCCAUGGCUGAGGAUUCUGUGGACGGGGAAGAUGAGGAGGAGGAAGAGGAGGACGAGCUUGCAGAGAGCACACAGCACUCUGUUAGCCCCAACAGCCAGGAGCUUUUUCUCACCCAGAUGGAAUUAUCCUCCCAGCCCUCCCAAGCCACUAGCCCAGACAGUGAAGCCAUGGAAGCGACCUCUGGUGAGUGCACCUUUGUAAAUAUAAAACAUGGUUUAAAAGCAAGCAUUUUUUAAUGAUUGAU